Molecule: messenger RNA, 5206 nt
Organism: Nanorana parkeri
Lineage: Eukaryota; Metazoa; Chordata; Amphibia; Anura; Dicroglossidae
Gene: TRIP11
Product: thyroid hormone receptor interactor 11
Exons: 17
Coding region: 11-5092 (1693 amino acids)
Biological process (GO): endoplasmic reticulum to Golgi vesicle-mediated transport; Golgi organization
Cellular component (GO): Golgi apparatus
Molecular function (GO): small GTPase binding
Source: RefSeq, a predicted model, not a curated record
ACUCCAGGCUAUGCAGAGGUCGGAGAAUGAGAGGCAGAAGAAAUUCUAUGUAGAGCUGGAAGAUAAGCUGGAGGCGGCGGAACUACAAGUCAAGCAGCAGAGCACCGACUACAGGAACCGGCUGCAGCAAAAAGAGGUGGAGAUAAGUCAUCUGAAAGCCAAGCUGAACUUGCUGCAGGAUGAGGUGCAGAAGGCGCAGGUCUCGGCGCAGUUGUCUAGCGUCACUCUUCAAGCUUCCGACUCUCCGGCCUUCAUGUCCAGCAUUCCGCCCCCCUCUUCCAACUUCCAGGGGGACGACAUGGACUUCAGUGAUGUCAUCUGGUCUCAGCAGGAAAUCAACAACCUCUCCAGUGAAGUGGCCAGGCUGCAGGCGGAGGUGACCCACUGGAAGCACAUAGCACAGGUAACAAAGACUCCAGGCACACAGAGCCCCGACUUGAAGGAGGUUGGAGUGUUACAAAACACUAUCAAGGACCUGAAGGAGAAGUUGGGCCGUCACAUUGAUGAACACCAGCACGAGCUCUCUGUCUUACAAGAUGCCCAUCGGCAGAAGCUGGCGGAGAUCACACGGAGACACCGAGAGGAGUUGGGUGACUAUGAAGAGCGGAUCGAGGAACUGGAGGAACAGCUGAAUCAGCUGAGGAGAGACCUAGAGGAGAGCCAGAGGAGGCUGGAAGAAAGCUUUGCAGAAAAGGAAUCCCUUACAACAGAACUAGAGGAAUUGGAUGGACAGAAUCAGGAGGUGAUGCAGCACUUGGUGCUUAUGAAGGAGCAGCUGUCCAGGCAGAGGGCAGACUCGGAGGCUCACGUGGCACAGCUGAACGAGGAGAUACAACAAGCGAGAGAAAGAGACUCGGUUGCAGUUGCUGAAAUCAGAAAUUUACAUGAACAGUUGCAGUCUGAAGAGGAGAAGCUGAGACACGCUGAAACCGUUUUCAACAAUCUACAAGCAGAGAAAUUGCAGCUUACAGUCCAGAUGAACGAGUUACAGGAGGUUGUUAGAAAUCUGGAAUCCACAAAUUCCAGUGUUACGCGGGAAAAUGCAGAGCUUGAGGAGAGCCUGAAGCACACGAGGGAAGAGCUUGAUGUGGCCCAACAGGAGUCGCUCUCUCAGCAUGCGCUCCAAGACGACGGCGAGAGAGAAGAAGAGAUUAAGAAGUUACAGCUUCAACUUUCAGAAGUCAGCCAGUUAAAAGAAGACUUGGAAAAAGAGAUUUGUGACCUGAAGAUGGAGAAUGAGAUGUUACUGUCAACCCAAGAACAAGCAAAGCUGCAACUGCAGGACGCUGUGGCUUCCAACAGCAAGGAAGCUUUGGAAAAACAGACCGUGAUCGAAGCCCUCAGAAUGGAGAAGAGCCGUCUAGAAACGGAGCUGAACCGACUUGAAAACAGACUUCAUGAACAGGCUCAGAAGUACGAACGGACCAUCCGUGAGCUUUCGAAUGCCCAGAAGAUGGACACCUCUGCUUUACAGCUGGAGCAUGAACGCCUUGUUAAGCUCCAUCAAGAGAAAGACUUCCAGUUAGCGGAGGGCAAAAGAACUGUAGAGCAGCUUGAGAUCGAUUAUGAGGAGACCAAAGAAAUGUUGACCAGUACCUUAGAGGGGCAGAAACAGCUCACCGAUCUUAUUAAAGAGAAGGAAAGUUUUGUCGCUGAGCUCAAGGAAAAGAAUCUGGAGUUGCAAAGCAAGCUUGAAGAUCAAACCAAAACGACAAAAGAAUGUGACGUCUUAAGACGGAGCCUGGAAGAGAAGGAAAAACUUCUCGCUUCAAUGAAGGAAGACAACAGCCACCUGAAGGAGGAGAUUGAACGUUUGAAGGACCAGCAGAGUAGGUCCCAGCCAGUGGUGGACCCGAAGACGUUAGACAUCAUCACGGAGCUAGAGGCAGAAAUAACGCAGCUGAAUAAAGCCCGGAAUAAUUCCGAAGAGGAGCUGAAACUGCAGAAGAAAGCGGUGGACAAGCACAACCAAAACACAGCGCAGCUUCAAAAAUCUCUUCAGGAAAAAAUCAGAGAAGUCAACGAAGUAACGUCACAGCACAAGGAGAUGGUGGACACGUACGAGAAACUGCUCGCCGAGAAAGACAGCGAAAUCUCCAGUCUUCAACAGACCAACGAAUUGAUCAGCUCCCAGCUGCAGAACGAGCAUCUCGUCCAGAUGGAUUCCUCCCUUAUACUCCACGAGAACAAGACACAAACCAUCAACAAUGGCGACAACGGCACGGAGAAACACGACCUGUCCAAAGUGGAGAUCGAACGGCUGGUCAAGGGCAUCAAAGAGAAAGAUAUGGAGAUUAAGAUCCUAAAUGAAAAGAACGUAAACCUGACCAAACAGAUUGACCAGUUGUCUAAAGACGAAGUGGGAAAGCUCACUCAGAUCAUACAACAGAAAGACUUAGAAAUACAAACUCUUCACGCCCGCGUGUCCUCGGUCAGUUACAUGCAGGACGUCGUGUAUCUUCAGCAGCAGUUGCAAGCCUAUGCCAUGGAGAGGGAGCAGGUUCUGGCUGUCCUAAGUGAGAAGACCAGGGAAAACAGUCAGCUUCGAACAGAUUACCACAAAAUGAUGGAUGUGAUAGCUGCCAAAGAGUCGGCCCUUUUGAAACUUCAAGAUGAAAACAAGAGGCUUUCACAAAGCCAAGAGGGCGGCAACCAGGAGAUGUUUAGGGAGACCAUCCAGAAUCUCUCCAGAAUAAUUAGAGAGCGGGACAUUGAGAUAGACGCCUUGAGCCAGAAAUGUCAGACGUUGUUGACCGUUCUCCAGACUUCCGGCACGGACAAUGGCAGUGAACUCGGAAGUGUCAACAGUAUUCAGUUUGAGGAGCUCUUGCAGGAACGGGAUAAGCUCAAGCAGCAGGUGAAGAAGAUGGAAGAGUGGAAACAGCAGGUGAUCACCACCGUCCAGAACAUGCAACACGAAUCUGUCCACCUCCAAGAGGAGCUUCACAAGCUUCAGGGUCAGAUCAACAAUGACAGCGAUUCUAGCUCUAAAUUACACGUAAACUACAAUCACCUCAUUCAGAGCUAUGAAAACAACGAGAAGAAGCUUCAAGGUCUCAGCCUCGAGUUGAGUAAUGUCCAAAGCAGCAUCGGAGAGCUCAACACUACAAAAGAACGUUUACUCGGCCAACUCCAGGUCAGGAAAUCUGCUGCGGUUGAAGUGGAGACUCCUUUGGGGGCAUCUCCGGAACAGACAAGUGGUGAUUUGGCAAAGCUCGUUCAAGAAUGUGAACAACUGAGGAUUCAUAUUCAAGAGAGAGAUGCCGCCAUCCUGACCCUUCAAGAGAACAACCAUCGUCUGUCGGAAUCCAUGGCCAAAACGUCAGCGCAUGGUCAGAGGAGCCAGGAGGAGGCCACCUUGGAGCUCAAGCAGGUGAAGGAGAGAAAUGAAGUCUUGCAUAAGUCUCUGAAAGAGAAGGACAUUAUGAUCAAAACGAAGGGUGACAAAUUAAACUCCACCAGCGAAAACCUGAGGAACAAAGAGAAUGAGAACGAGCUGCUGAAGCAGGCCGUCACCAACCUCAAAGAGAGGGCUCUUAUUUUGGAAAUGGAGAUCAGGAAGCUAAAAGAAGAAAAUGACAAAGUGGUGGCCAAAGAGAAGGAAAAAGAAACGGAGUUCCGAGCAUUACACGAGACCAACAUGCAGUUUUCCAUGCUCCUCCGAGAGAAGGAAUUCGAGUCCAGUUCCAUGAAGGAGAAAGCAUUGGCCCUGGAAAACCUUCUUAAAGAAAAGGAACAGGGAAAAGCCGGGGAACUCAACCAUCUGUUGAACGAAGUAAAGUCCAUGCAGGAGAAAGCCAUUUUGUUCCAGCAUGAGCGGGAUCAGGUUAUGUUGGCGCUCAAACAGAAGCAGAUGGAAACUAGCGCUCUCCAGAAUGAGGUCCAGCAUCUAAGAGACAAAGCACAGCGCCUCAACCAAGAACUGGAGCGGCUGCGCAAUCACCUGCUGGAAAUGGAGGACUCGUACACACGCGAGGCCGUUGCUGCUGAGGACCGGCAGGCGGAGCUCCGGAAGAAAGUCGCCACGUUAGAAGAAAAGCUUUCCUCUUCCUUCACAGCGGUGGAGACAGCCAGUCACCAGGCUACCAUGCAGGUGGAGUCUCUACAAGAGCAGCUGAAUCUUGUGUCCCGGCAGAGAGACGAGGCUUUACUGCAAUUCAACAUGUCCCAGGAGCAGGUCAAACAAUAUGCACUAUCACUGAGCAACCUGCAGAUGGUGCUAGAGCAGUUCCAGCAAGAGGAGAAGGCCAUGUACUCCGCAGAGCUGGACAAACACCGCAAACAGAACGCAGAGCUACGACAGAAGGUGGAAAAGAUGGGAGAUAAAGUCGCCUCUCUGCAGGAACAAUUGGACGAUGCCAACGAUGCACUGGAGUCUGCGUCCCGACUUACCGAGCAGCUGGACCUGAAAGAGGAGCAGAUAGAGGAUCUGAAGAGACAGGCCGAUCUGAAGCAGGAGAUGCUGGAAGAUGCUCAGAAUAAGCUCAUGAAUCUUCUACACAGCACGGAGGGGAAGGUGGACAAGCUCUUAAUGCGGAAUCUAUUUGUUGGGCAUUUCCACACCCCGAAAAACAGGCGUCACGAGGUCCUGCGUUUGAUGGGCAGCAUCCUCGGACUGAAGAAAGAUGAGAUGGAUGAGAUGCUGGUGGAGGAAAACCGCGGCGUCACUAGGUGGGUGAGUGGCUGGCUUGGAGGAUCGGCCAAUGCCAAGAGUCUCCCCAACAGCCCGCUGAGACCGACCUAUUCAUCCCUCCUGAACACUUCAUUUUCCGAGAUGUUUGUCAAGUUCCUGGAGACGGAAUCUCUGCCGAAACCUCCUCCGCCCAGAAUGACAAUGCACGACGUAACACCCCUGAGCGCUUCCGGCGGGACUCCCAGCGCCGGUGGAUCCGGAUCAAGUCGACGGCAGGACUCGAACCCCUUCUUGGCUCCUCGUUCCGCAGCCGUCCCCCUCAUCUCCCCGUCAUCUCUGGGAGGGGGCACCUUGGAGCAUCUCCUCAUGAAGCCCAUCUCUGAUGCGCUGCCCACCUUCACCCCUAUGCCCAUCUCCUCGGACGCCGGCGCGGUACUGAAAGACCUCCUGAAGCAAUAACGGGGGGUGGGGCGUAGACCCACCGCAGGGCAUAGAAGCACUUUAUGAUGAAGACACACUAUUGUACAUACCAGCCAAAGAGGCCUUUUGUAUCAUCUUAGCUUUAUUUAAACU